This is a messenger RNA of Camelina sativa (false flax), 1141 nucleotides long. RefSeq names its product transcription factor bHLH101-like. The record is from RefSeq and is a predicted model, not a curated record. Gene Ontology annotation, biological process: regulation of transcription by RNA polymerase II. Gene Ontology annotation, cellular component: RNA polymerase II transcription regulator complex. Gene Ontology annotation, molecular function: DNA-binding transcription factor activity, RNA polymerase II-specific; protein dimerization activity; RNA polymerase II transcription regulatory region sequence-specific DNA binding. NCBI's taxonomy places the organism in Eukaryota, Viridiplantae, Streptophyta, Magnoliopsida, Brassicales, Brassicaceae.
UCCCAGCACGAGACUGCGCGUGGAGUGUAAAAAUGCUUAAAGAAACUUCCACUAAUCAUGGAGCUAUAAAUACAAACUACUUGGGGACACAACUAGAGCAUCAACUACAUUGAUACAGAUUCCAUCUCAAAUUCGGUCUUAUCCUCUUCCUCCUCCUCCUCCUCCUCCUCAUUUAUCUUCAUCAUCAAAUUAAACUCUCUCUUUCUCUUUCAUCUACUCUCUCUUAACUUCUGUAAGAGGACAAUAGAAAAAUGUGUGCCUUAACACCAAUAUUUCCAAUUAGUAAGCAGCAAGCAUGGUACUCUCCUUCAACAAUGGAGUAUCCAUGGCUGCAGUCUGAAGUUGAUUCCUUCGCUCCUACUCAUCUCCAAUAUCUUCCUUCUGUCCUUUAUCCUUCUUUUACCCAAUCAGAUGAAUCCAAGAACUAUAACAUCAAUACGAGUCUUAGUCACAGCAAUGGUACUAAUACUAUUAGUAACAAUGAUCAAGAAGAAGAUAAAGGAACAGUUUUGGAGAAGAAACUGAAUCACAACGCAAACGAACGAGGCCGCCGUAGAAAGCUUAACGCCUUGUACACUUCACUUCGUGACCUCUUGCCUCCGGCUGAUCAAAAGAGGAAGCUGAGCAUUCCAAUGACGGUAGCGAGAGUGGUGAAGUACAUACCAGAGCAGAAGCAUGAACUUCAACGUUUGUCUCGGAGAAAAGAAGAGCUUUUGAAGAGAAUCUCGAGAAAAACUAACCAAGAACGGCUCAGAAACAAAGCAACGAUGGACUCAAUAGAUUCUUGUUCCUCCCAACAAAUAUCAGCAAACUGGCUCACUGACACAGAGAUUGCUGUCCAGAUCGCUACAUCGAAAUAUACAUCUAUCUCUGACAUGUUGCUUACGUUACAAGAAAACGGGCUUAAUGUCAUAAGCAUCUCUUCCUCAGUUUCUUCCACCGCAAGGAUCUUUUACACUCUGCAUCUUCAGAUGAUAGGAGAUUGCAAAGUGAGACUGGAGGAACUCAUCAAUGGUAUGCUUUUGGGAUUACGCCAAUCAUAAUGAGAGAAUGAAGAUUUUCUAAGAGGGAAUCAUAUCUUUGUUAGUUAAUGUUAGACGACUUUCUCAGAUUUUAAUAUUGUAUCCUUCUAGUAGUUCUG